Molecule: messenger RNA, 969 nt
Organism: Nerophis ophidion (straightnose pipefish)
Lineage: Eukaryota; Metazoa; Chordata; Actinopteri; Syngnathiformes; Syngnathidae
Gene: mrpl12
Product: mitochondrial ribosomal protein L12
Exons: 5
Coding region: 157-702 (181 amino acids)
Biological process (GO): translation; mitochondrial transcription
Cellular component (GO): mitochondrial large ribosomal subunit; ribosome
Molecular function (GO): structural constituent of ribosome
Source: RefSeq, a predicted model, not a curated record
CCACCGUAGCUGGCGCGGUGCACGCCGGGUAGGUCAGCUUGAGUAAGGACGCCAUGUGCCUUCUGUGAAGCGGAGUCUCCUGCCAGAAGAAAAGUCUGAGCUCGGCCUCUCGUCGCCAACCUCCUUUCUCCUUCCACACUUCAGCACCCAGCCAGCAUGUUCUGUAUCCGGAGGACAUUGCGGGCCGCGGCUCACAUCCAGCGGACUCUUCUUCACCAACACAGGUGUGCACUUCCACUCCUCAAAAGCAACAGCACUCUGGCCGCUCCUUCCUUCGACGGCCCUCACAAAGAGUACUCCCCCAAAAUUCAGCAGCUGGUAAACGACAUUGCCAACCUCACCUUGCUAGAAGUUUCGGACCUGAAUGAUCUUCUCAAGAAAACACUGAAUAUUAAGGAUGUGGGGAUGAUGCCGAUGGGAGCAAUGGCUGCAUCAGGUGCUCAUGGAGCUCAGACGAGGGAAGAAGCCCCCAUCAAGAAGGAGAAGACUCACUUCACGGUCAAGCUAACUGAAGUCAACACUGCUGAGAAAGUCAAGCUCAUAAAGGAGGUGAAGAACUGCAUCCAAGGCUUGAAUCUGGUGCAGGCCAAGAAACUAGUGGAGUCCCUUCCCCAGGAGAUCCGUGCCAAUGUUUCCAAAGAUGAGGCAGAGAAGCUGCAAGCAGCAUUGCAGGCAGCAGGUGGCACGGUGGUCUUGGAGUAGAUACUCUCAUGUCAGCCACGCACCUGCUCCAAUUUUUUGUAUCAUAUGUGACAAGGAAGACUAAAACCAAGGUGGUCUUUCCACACCCGUUGCCGGGGCGGAACAAAGGAAACUGAACUUUUGACCAAUAACCUCUGAACCGCCCCCUGCCGAGUGCCAGCGGCUGUCUGAAGUCAUGUUGGCACCGUGUUGGAAAAGCAGCUUUGGUUGAGGGAAUGGCAGAGCUGUUGUUUGUUGGAAGUGUGGAUUAAAAGAGAUGAAAUAUAA